Conger conger (European conger) is the source of this 3446-nucleotide messenger RNA. RefSeq names its product heterogeneous nuclear ribonucleoprotein Q-like. Gene Ontology annotation, molecular function: mRNA 5'-UTR binding. Lineage: Eukaryota; Metazoa; Chordata; Actinopteri; Anguilliformes; Congridae. Gene Ontology annotation, cellular component: ribonucleoprotein complex; nucleus; CRD-mediated mRNA stability complex. Gene Ontology annotation, biological process: CRD-mediated mRNA stabilization. The transcript has 11 exons. The record is from RefSeq and is a predicted model, not a curated record. The coding region runs from base 132 to 2009 and encodes 625 amino acids.
CUUCAGAGUGACAGACUGGAGCCGGACUCAAGCCGGGAGUUGUGCACCUUUCACCUUUUUUGGAAAACUUUUCCCUUCCAAAAUAACCCAGGCCAUACAGUUUAAAUUCCCAUUAGCAGAUUUCUGGAGACAUGGCCUCUGAACAUAUUAAUGGAAAUGGUACAGAAGAACCCACGGAUCCCUCUGCUGCAGUUACCCAUUCUGAACACUUCCAGACUUUAUUAGAAGCUGGUUUACCACAGAAAGUUGCUGAAAAGCUAGACGAAAUUUACAUAGCAGGUUUGUUAGCGCACAAAGACCUAGAUGAGAGGGCGAUCGAGGCAUUGAAAGAGUUUAAUGAAGACGGCGCCCUGCAAGUUCUGCAGCAGUUCAAGGACAGCGACCUCUCGCAUGUUCAGAACAAAAGUGCCUUUCUCUGCGGAGUGAUGAAGACCUACAGACAGAGGGAGAAACAGGGGACCAAAGUGUCAGAUUCCAAUAAAGGACCAGAUGAAGCGAAAGUAAAGGCACUCCUGGAGAGGACCAGCUACACACUCGAUGUAACGACAGGUCAGCGGAAGUACGGAGGGCCCCCUCCGCAGUCGGUCUAUUCGGGAGCCCAGCCCACCAUUGGCACUGAGAUUUUCGUGGGGAAGAUCCCACGGGAUUUGUUUGAGGAUGAGCUGGUGCCGCUGUUUGACAAGGCGGGGCCAAUCUGGGACCUGCGCCUUAUGAUGGACCCUCUCAGCGGUCUGAACAGGGGAUACGCGUUCGUCACGUUCUGCACUAAAGACGCAGCUCAGGAGGCGGUGAAGCUGUGUAAUAACAGUGAAAUUCGGCCUGGGAAGCACAUCGGCGUGUGCAUUUCUGUGGCCAAUAACAGACUUUUUGUGGGCUCCAUCCCCAAGAGCAAAACAAAAGAACAGAUUGUUGAGGAGUUUGCCAAAGUCACAGAGGGUCUUAACGAUGUCAUACUGUACCAUCAGCCGGACGACAAAAAAAAGAACAGAGGUUUCUGCUUCCUGGAAUACGAAGACCACAAAUCCGCCGCCAUGGCGCGGCGCCGGCUGAUGAGCGGCAAGGUGAAGGUGUGGGGGAACGUGACCGUGACAGUGGAGUGGGCCGACCCCAUCGAGGACCCUGAUCCGGAGGUCAUGGCCAAGGUCAAAGUUUUAUUUGUCCGAAACCUAGCAAGUACUGUAACGGAAGAAAUACUUGAAAAGACCUUUACACAGUUUGGAAAGUUGGAGCGGGUGAAGAAGCUGAAGGAUUACGCCUUCAUUCACUUCAACGACAGGGACGGAGCAGUGAAGGCAUUGGCUGAAAUGAACGGCAAAGACCUGGAAGGCGAACACAUAGAAAUAGUGUUUGCGAAGCCCCCAGACCAGAAGAGGAAGGAGCGCAAGGCCCAAAGGCAGGCCGCCAAAACGCAAAUGUAUGAUGAUUAUUAUUACUACGCCCCCCCGCACAUGCCUCCCUCCUCAAGAGGCAGAGGGCGGGGAGGCAGGGGUAGCUACUCCUACGCCCCCGAUUACUACGGCUACGGGGACUACGACUACUACUACGACUACGACUACCACAAUUACCGCGGCGGCUACGAAGACCCCUACUACGGCUACGACGACUAUCAGGCCCCUGCCAGAGGCCGAGGCGGCGGCCGGGGAGGGCGGGCACCGGCCCUCGCCCGCGGCAGGGGGGCAACGGUGUCCCAGAGGGGUAGGGCCGGCUUCUCGCAGCGAGGGGGCCCCGGAUCGAGCAGAGGACCGCGAGGGGCCAGAGGAGGCGCUCCGACAAGGGGCCGCGGGGUACGUGGUGCGCGCAGCGACCGCGGCGGAAAUGUAGGAGGCAAGCGCAAAUUUGACGGGUACAACCAGCCAGAUUCCAAGCGGCACCAGACCAGUAAUCAGAACUGGGGCUCUCAACCCAUAGCCCAGCAACCCCUGCAAGGUGGUGAUCAUUCUGAUAACCAUGGUUACAAAUCUGACAACCAGGAUUUUUAUCAGGAUCACUUUGGGCAGCAGUGGAAGUAGAAUGAGUGCAGUAAGGCUUUGAUUGCAGAGAAUGUUUUUUAUAGAGACUCGGGUGAUUGAUGGCCGCAAACAAUGGCUUCCAGAUCUUGAAUGGUUGCCUUUUUUCCCCUCUGUUUUUAUUUUUAUAAAAUGGUGUCAUCUGGCAAGAUUUCACUCGUGUAUAUAUAUUUUUAACAAUCCGCUUGGACUUGAACACUAGUUACACUCCCACCUGCUUCUGGCAAACUUGUUUUCUUUGAGAACUAAAAAGAAAGUUUACGCAGUUUGUUUUUUGGAAGACAAGCCAAGCUUUCAUCAAGUUUUGAAAUUUGGAGAUUUGCAAUUAUGUGCUUAAGUCACAUCUAUUUAACUAUAGUGUUAUGUAUAUAUGUAUAUAAUUUUGCUCUCCAUGUCUUGGAAGUAAGUUAACACUUGUUUCCUUAUUUGUAUUUGUAUGUUGAAAAACAUUGCACCGCUAUAAAAUAACAUUUGGUUUUUAAAUUAUUGCCAUUGGUCCUAGUUUUGGCUUCAUAUUUUGGCUUGUAUUCUUUGUUGUUUGUCUGCUUUAAUAAAAGUACACACAACCAUGUAACAAAUUUCAAAUUGUGUUUCAAAUGUUUUGGCAAAUUUUCUCCUCAAAUUGCGUUCAAAUUUAAGGUUCCAUGUGGAAGAAUUGGACAAAAAAGGUUUGCUUAUUCUAGUUACAUGCUGCAAUGUCACUUAGCAUGCUAUCAAAAAAUUAUGUAGACCUCUUCAAUUCAUGUAGUGGAAGUGAGUUGGCAUUUCCUUUUUAACUGUUCUGAUUAAAUGUAUAUAGCUACGCACCUCAUUGUUUGCUGUCCAUAUUUUACUUUUGUUUAAGUACAGAUCACCAUUGUGUUCUGGGGAGGUGCAAACUCUAAAUUAACCGUAAUCGCGCAAUCCCAUAGUAGACUAAACACUUAUUAUUUACUAAAUUAUUAUACACUAAAUUAUUUUGUAUAAUUUGGCUUACAUUCAAUCCCACUAAAUGUGCACAGUUUACAUUUUAAGAGAUUUUAAUGAUUAAAGCCACUUUUAAAACAUUUAACAAUUGGUAGUUGUCACGAGAAAGCACAAUUUGAUUUUCACAAUGGGCUUUUUUAUGGCUUUGAAACCCAGGUUUGGGUUAACUGCUGUUGUGCAUGCUGCCUGCCAUGCCUGCUGUUUUAAAAUGACAAAUUGAGCUAUUCCUUCAGCAAGACUUGAUUCUUUAUGCAUGCAAUUCCACAAUUUCUGCUUUUUUUGGGGGUUUUUUUAAGAGCAAAGGGGCAUGUUGCUUUUGUUGGCCAAACACCCUGCUUCCCUCUGUGAUGUCCGGUGCAGUGAAACCAUGUCCAAAAAGCAUUUAGAUUUGUUUGUGCAUGUGACAUGUGGGGGUGUAGUGGCGCUUGGAGGAACGGUAGUUGAACUUUUUAUGAUGGCCAUAUUCUUUGGGCG